AUGCCCUACGCCGCAACCUGCUAUUAUAGUUCUCCAUACUACGACCCUUCAGCUUGUGUGGUCGCCGCAGAGAACUACACAACAAACCAGAUACGAACCGAUGUAUACGGCGCAGCGACAUCCCUCAACUGGGAAGUUUGCCAUACCGAAACAUGCGCACUGAAUGCGGCCAGACCGUCCAAAUCCCUCUCAGACGACUGCCACCUCGGCCGGUUGUCGUCAUUGUAUGUCGAUGCUUCUGAACCUCAACAUGUGGUCACCGCUGUCAAGUUUGCCCGAAAGCAUAACCUCAGAGUCACCGCCAAGAACACUGGACAUGACUACUUUGGCCGCUCGACCAGUCCCAACACUCUUGCGAUCUGGACUCACCGCAUGAACACGAUGAAGUAUCAUGCGGACUUUGUUGCGUCGAACUGUCCGGUUUCGAACGGUCAACAUAUCGGGGAGAUAGGGGCUGGUGCUCAAGCGUCGGAUGUCUACACCUAUUUCCAGGCGUUCAACAUGGAUGUGACGGGCGGAAAUGAAGGAUCGGUGGGCCUGGCGGGUGGGUUUGGUCAAGGAGGUGGUCACGGUAUUUUUGGUCCUUCGUACGGUCUAAUGGUGGACAAUGCGGUCGAGUUCGACGUUGUGACGGCAGAUGGCCAAUUCCGCACCAUCAACCGAUGCAAUGACCCCGAGCUCUUUUGGGCCAUGCGAGGUGGAGGCGGAGGCACCUUCGCAAUUCUCACAAGCUACCGGUUCCAACUUCACCCGGCCGUUAAUAUCAAUGUGUAUCAGCUCGAGGCCAACUUCACGCUCCAUGGCAAUGAGACGGCCAAUUACCCGGCCCUGGAACAACUUCUUACCCAGCACGCGACGAACCAACCCUUCUGGUCCCACCACAACAUUUCAGGUCAUGCGUACUACUGGCCGACUAAAGCCGAGAUUUACCUCGUCUUGCCGUCCAACGACGAAACAGCCCUGAAAUCUCUCACCAGUGAAUUUGCCUCCUUCGUGACGAACAACCCCAGUAUCCGAGUCAGCAAGAGCACCUACCCCAAAUACACCGAGUUCCUCCUGGUCACCAACAAGAUUGCCGCCAGACUAACCCCAGGCGGCAUCUUCGGAGUCGUGGCAGGUCGGCUAAUGCCAGAAUCCUUAUUCGAAACCCGCCACACCGUAACCGAUCUCGUCCAGGCCGUCCUCGACGGCAUCCGCCUUAGCAAUAACGUACUUCCCGAGACUUCCGUCUCCCAGGUCAUCAUGACCACCCCGGUGAACCACCAAAACGGGGAUGCGACAAGUGUUAAUCCCGCCUGGCGCUCGGCUCUUUGGCAUGUCCUCAUGACUGGUGGAUGGACGGAGCAGCUCAGCAACUCAACUGAGGCAGAACUUUUGGAAACAUGGCUGGAUACGGUCGAGCCCAUGAAGGAACUUACCCCCGGUGGAGGCUGCUACCUGAAUGAAGGCCAUUACUUGGAACCAGAGUGGCAGGAGACGUUCUUUGGAUCAAAGUAUCCGGAAUUGCUUCGAAUCAAGAAAAAGUAUGAUCCAUAUCAUUUCUUUGAUUGCUGGAAAUGUGUCGGCUGGCAGGGUCCCUCUGAGUAA
This is a messenger RNA of Aspergillus lentulus, 1587 nucleotides long. RefSeq names its product FAD-binding oxidoreductase. The record is from RefSeq and is a predicted model, not a curated record. Gene Ontology annotation, molecular function: FAD binding; oxidoreductase activity. NCBI's taxonomy places the organism in Eukaryota, Fungi, Ascomycota, Eurotiomycetes, Eurotiales, Aspergillaceae.